UGCUAGUGUGUUCCUAAUAGGCUAGCAGGACCACAAUAAAAAUAUUAUCAUAAAUGCCUUGCCCAGUAAAAACAUUCUACAAAUGUUGAAUUGUGAAAUCGUUAAACUGGAUUGGCAACUGGAAUAUGUUGUAAUAAUACCCAAUGAGAUCAAAGUACAAACAUUAAAGAACAAGAGAGAAGUGAGGAACCUGUUGGAAAAAGAAAACGAUUGAAUAUAAAUCCGGUGCAGCUUCAAUGUGAUAACGUUAUUCUUAAGAAGGAUGAUUCCUGAAGUUAAGCUGCCUCUCUGCACUAAGAGGCAAGAUGCGGGUUUUUCACCUGUGUAGGCUUUUUUGUGAUGAUAUGAAUUCAAACUGUACAUACUGUGAACUGAAGGAACCAGAGAUAUGUUCCAUCAAAUAUUUUCCAUCUGCAUUUUCUUACAAAUUUCAAAUUCAGUUGGCUACAUCGUUGGUGUUAUUUCCAAAGAUGUUAUUCUAAAUUGUCAAUUUGGCCCAGCUAACUUGGAUGAUAUAAUAAUUCACUGGACUCAGGGACCCAGGGUUGUCCACAGCUUUUAUCGAAGUACUGAUCAGCUUGCCAAGCAAGCAGAAGCCUACCGAGGAAGAACCAAGCUGUUCACCAGUGAAAUCAGCAGUGGCAAUGGAUCCCUUCUUCUUUCAAGCAUUGAUAUUACUGAUGAAGGAGAAUACAACUGUUAUGCCAGCACACCAGAUGGAAAAUAUGAAAACAAGGUUCCGCUAAAAGUAGGAGCGGAAUAUCGCAAUUUGUUACUGACCCCUCCAAAUAUGCUCUCUGUUGAGACUAUGCCUGCAUCUCUUAGCUGUUCAGCAUCUGGGGGCUAUCCAAACUUUACACUAUUAUGGCAGACAGUAAGGAACGACGGUAUGGAUGAGAAGAAUACCAUCACACCCAUGGAUGAGAAGACGACCAUAUCUCAUGAUACAAAAGGACUUUUUAUAGUUCGAAGCGAUUUGAAUAUUAUGCAAACAUCAAAUCGAACCUACAAAUGCAAUAUUAAGAAUGAUCUCCUAAAUCAGUCAUGGAAUGGGUCCUGGAAGAUGCAAGGCACACAGGAUGGAAAAGUGGGGCAAGACAUCACACUUCACCACAUUUAUUCCAAUAAUGAUUCUUCAGACUUGGCAAUAACAUGGAGAUUUAAGAACACAGAGAACUCCUCUUCAGUAAUACUAUGUGAAUUGAAGGGCCAAAAGAGUACAGAGGAUGCAAAGUGUGGGGACAAACCUUCAACAACAGAAAAUGAAUGGAAUGUCUCCCUUGUAUUGCACAAUGUAACUUUACAAGAUUCAGGAGAAUACACGUGUGAAAUCACAUCCAAGAGUUCAACGCAACUAUUCACCAAUAUUCUAAAACUAGAAACAUUACCUAUAAUCGCUCCUGAGACAUCAGAAAACCUGAGACAUCACUACAUAAUUAUUGCUUCUAUUCUACUUGUAUUAUCAUUAACUACUUUUGCUAUUUUCUAUAAACCAAAAUAAGGUAACACUGGCGUUGAAUUAAUUUAUUGCUUAUCAAGAUAUCAGGAAGAAGGGAUUCUACCCACUUACCUUCUGUAAAACCCACAAGCCCCAAACUCUAACUCUAACAAGCAGCAGUAAACCUUGCAUACCUUGCCAUUAUUCCUAUAUUGAGAGUAAAUAGCACCAGAUUAUAUGACCUUUGGGGAGCAUUAAAGUUGGAACAGAUCCUUUUCUUACCCGAUGUCCACACGUACACUCACCAACAAGGGAGGUAAAGGAAAACUAGUUGAUUUUCCCUUCAUAGCACAGGGGUUAAUUAUAUGGCAUCUAUUCCCCCCCCUGGUUAAGAUCCGCUAUUUCAACAAUGACCAAGGAUUAAAUCUGAAAGAAUUCUCAUCUGUGUUGCAGCAACACAAAUACCCCUAUAGAUCCCUUUUAUUUUACUGCAAAAAUAAUUGCUUAUUGAUGAUAAGAUGCUUUUCUGAUGUUUUUUCAAUAGUAAUAAAUACAAGACAUAAUUAAACAAUUGGUCUUUUAUAGUAACAUUUGCAGCAAAGAAAAUUAAAUGAAUUUACUGUACCUGUACAGUGUAUAUUAUCUAUGUUAUGGUUUAAAUUGUAUUUUUACUUUGUAUAGUGCCCUUCACGUGGAAAUUUUUGUUUUUGUAUGUAACAAAAUUGUUGUUUUUAAUCUAGUGAUUAUAAAUUAUUUUGUAAAUAAACUUCCAUUCAGAUCUAACUGAUCAAUGAAUUAAACUCAGGAAUUAAUUU
Callorhinchus milii (elephant shark) is the source of this 2253-nucleotide messenger RNA. RefSeq names its product HERV-H LTR-associating protein 2. Bases 389 to 1501 code for a protein of 370 amino acids. Lineage: Eukaryota; Metazoa; Chordata; Chondrichthyes; Chimaeriformes; Callorhinchidae. The transcript is spliced from 7 exons. The record is from RefSeq and is a predicted model, not a curated record.